This is a messenger RNA of Exophiala oligosperma, 2464 nucleotides long. RefSeq lists its product as uncharacterized. Gene Ontology annotation, biological process: protein phosphorylation; meiotic recombination checkpoint signaling. Bases 197 to 2464 code for a protein of 755 amino acids. NCBI's taxonomy places the organism in Eukaryota, Fungi, Ascomycota, Eurotiomycetes, Chaetothyriales, Herpotrichiellaceae. The record is from RefSeq and is a predicted model, not a curated record. Gene Ontology annotation, cellular component: nucleus; cytoplasm. Gene Ontology annotation, molecular function: ATP binding; protein binding; protein serine/threonine kinase activity. The transcript has 6 exons.
UUGAACGUGUUCUCUUCGCGGUGUCAUUACUCUGGUCAGUUGUGUUUAUCUUCAAUCAUGGGCUUCUUCCCCUGUUCUGGCGUACAUCGUUUGAGCAGCAAUUUGUGUUCUUCCUCGAAACCUCAGCUUGCAGGUACACUCGUUCAUAAAGAUCAUACAGGUCAGGUACUUGCUCGUCCGUAUCCCUUUCUUCUGUAUGUGUGACCGGUAUAAGAUACUAGCCUUGACAGGAAAGGAAAUAUUCGCAAAUGAAGAAAUCAUCAUCGGCCGUGAUAGAAAUCGAUGCCAGUACAUCAUUGAAGACCCCUACAUCUCGAAACGUCAUAUCAGAGUUUACACUGUCGUCUACGAGAAUGACGAUCUCGAUGGUACCGAAUCUCUCGUCUAUGUAGAGGAUCUUUCACAAAACGGCACUUAUUGGAAUGGCUCAACGAUUGGUAGAGGGAAUGGGGGCUACUUGUUGAGCGACGGAGACGUGUUGAGACUCAGUCGCCUCACAACUUUUACUUUCCACACAGUGGCAAACAGCUCAUUCAACCCCAACUUUGACUUUACGCGGGAGAGGGAGAUGGAAAAAUUUCGGAGGGACUAUGUCAUAACAGACAGAUUGCUCGGUGCUGGGACAUUUGGCAGAGUCUUCAUGGCCAUCGAACAGCAUGCACGAGCUCAAGUUGCCUGCAAAGUUGUCGAGUUACGAAAGAUUGGAAGGGGUCGUUCGAGGUAUGGACCCCCUGAGCGUCCGGUGCCCGCGGAAGACGUCGACAUUUUGGUUCAACAACAGAAAAUCAAGGCUUGGGGCGAGCAGAAACGAGAGAACCAUCUCGAGGAGAAGUUAAAGCUGUACUUUCGAGAGAUCGAGAUAUUAGCCUCGAUCAGCCACCCGAACAUCAUUGGUGUCGAGAAGGUCUAUGUGACACAAAACACAAUAUACAUGAUGCAAACCCUUAUCACAGCCGGCGACCUAUUUUCCUAUAUCGAUUGCAAGAAUGGACGACUGCUCGAAGUCGAAGCAGCGGUCAUAAUACGCCAGAUCCUCAUUGCUUUGGCCUUUCUGCACAAAAACAAUAUCGUCCAUAGGGACAUCAAACCGGAAAACAUCCUUAUGACGAGCUUAGCUACCGGCAGCCGAGUGGUUCUGACCGACUUUGGAGCAGCCCGACGCAUAGCCAAUCCACGAUCUCGUAUGCAGACGGCACUGGGUACCCGCGAAUAUGCUGCUCCCGAACAGUCACACCAAGAGAAUCGACCUGGAAGAGCUGGAUACACCAGGGCCGUAGACAUGUGGUCUGUCGGUUGCGUUACAGUCGUUCUUCUUACGGGUGGAAUGGCUUUCUGCGAUCCUGUCACAAAUUCGUACUCCGAAUCCCUCGCGAGAGAAUGUAACCUAGACUCUUUGCAGGAAACCCCAGAAUGGCAAAACAUCAGAGAACGACCGAAGGACUUCAUCAGCAAAUUGCUUGUACUCGAUGAAGCAUCAAGACCGUCGGCUGAAGAAGCCUUGAAGCACCCAUGGUUUUCCAAUGACCUACAUCGAGAUGAUUUCGAACAUCUGUAUCAAAGAACGAUCAAACAUUGGCACCCACGCACACCAAAGUUACCAUUGGUCGAUUUCAAAGAAGGUGGCAAAAGCCAGAAGCCAGUCGAACCACCGUACAAGCCAUUUCCAAGACAGAUGCAUCUUGCGCUUUGGGCCCAAGGGGAUCCCAAAGGCAGAUUGAGACAAGAAGUUAUUGAUGCUGUCGAGAGUUGGGGUAUUCGCUCGCCCCGAAUCGCCCAAGAGCUUUUGAAGCAAUCCUACCAGAAAGAGGCUACGAAGACAUCAAGUUACUGGGAUCGCCGUGGCCAAGACACAAACACCAUGAGAGAUAAGAGAGUGAAAUUACCCACAAGGACACUCAAGGCACCUGCCCAAGAGCUGCAAAGCGAAAUCAAAGUCAAGCCAAUGGAAGUUUCUGAUGACAAGGCAUUUGAAGAACCACUUACCCCAAAGCCUCCAAGAGUACUCAAAAGACGAGCGAGUUCCGCACCCCCAAUGGCAUGCAAUGGGUUUGAGGAGACAAAAUACACUAACAGCGCUACGGACGACAGCAUGGAUCCUAGAGACGAUGCAAAGUUCGACAGCUGGGACGGUGCUCAACAUGAAGCGUCUUCCAUGGCAGCUGGAUACGAAGUGUCCUCACGGGCAGGCGACGCAAGUACCAGUUCUUCUAUUCAUAAUUAUAGCGACAUGCAUCGAGGAAUAGGUCUCAGACCUCUAAAUAAUUCAAACCGACUCAGGAGGAGGACUGGAACAUUACCCAGCAAUCAACGGAAGAAGCAGCAGCAUCGGGGGUCUAUCUUUGACUUGGUCGAGGACGACGUCAACACUAAGACUCGGCAGGAGAAGAUUGCUACAUCAAUAGACCGACCCAAACCACCAGUCACGAACAAUUUCAGCCCACGAAACCUAUACCUUCCACGAUAA